Molecule: messenger RNA, 2131 nt
Organism: Eubalaena glacialis (North Atlantic right whale)
Lineage: Eukaryota; Metazoa; Chordata; Mammalia; Artiodactyla; Balaenidae
Gene: ADAP2
Product: ArfGAP with dual PH domains 2
Exons: 11
Coding region: 72-1217 (381 amino acids)
Biological process (GO): positive regulation of GTPase activity
Cellular component (GO): intracellular membrane-bounded organelle; plasma membrane
Molecular function (GO): GTPase activator activity; phosphatidylinositol bisphosphate binding
Source: RefSeq, a predicted model, not a curated record
GGCGCUGGCCAUGGGCGGCCGCAGGCCGGGGGGAGGCCGGACUGAGCCCUGCUGAGCCCGCGGGGCUGGCCAUGGGCGACGGCGAGCGCAACAAGAAGCGGCUGCUGGAGCUGCUGCAGGCGGCGGGCACUGGCAACGCGCACUGCGCCGACUGCGGGACGGCGGAUCCCGACUGGGCCUCUUACAAGCUGGGCAUCUUCAUCUGUCUGAACUGCUCCGGAGUCCACCGCAACUUCCCAGACAUCAGCAAAGUGAAAUCUGUGAGACUUGACUUCUGGGACGACAGAAUUGUGGAGUUUAUGACCCACAACGGAAACCUCCGAGUGAAGGCCAAGUAUGAAGCCAGAGUCCCUGCUUUCUACUAUAUCCCCCAGGCCAGCGACUGCAUGGUCUUAAAGGAACAAUGGAUUCGAGCAAAGUAUGAGAGACAGGAGUUUAUGGCUGAGGGGAAAACAAUCUCACCCCCAGGUAACCGAGAAGGGUUCCUAUGGAAGCGGGGAAGGGACAACGCACAGUUCCUGAGAAGGAGGUUUGUCCUCCUGGCAAGAGAAGGCCUCCUGAAGUACUACACUAAAGAAGAGGGUAAAGGGCCCAAAGCUGUCAUCAGCAUCAAGGACUUGAAUGCCACCUUCCAGACAGAGAAGAUAGGGAACCCCCAUGGGCUGCAGAUCACCUACCGAAGAGAGGGCCACGUCAGGAACCUGUUUGUGUAUCACGAGAGUGGGAAGGAGAUAGUGGACUGGUUCAAUGCCCUCCGUGCAGCCCGUCUCCAAUACCUAAAAAUGGCCUUUCCUGAGCUCCCAGAGCCUGAGCUCGUGCCCCUCAUCACCAGGAACUACCUCAAGCAAGGCUUCAUGGAAAAGACUGGUCCAAAGCAGAGAGAGCCUUUCAAGAAAAGGUGGUUUGCCCUGGAUCCCCAGGAGCGGAGGCUGCUCUAUUACAAGAACCCGCUGGACGCCUUUGAGCAGGGCCAGGUAUUUCUCGGGAGCGAUGAGCAGGGGUACCAGGUGUAUGAAGACCUGCCUAAGGGCAUCCGAGGGAAUCGCUGGAAAGCCGGCAUCACCAUCGUCACCCCGCAGCGGAGGUUCAUCUUCACCUGCCCCAGCGAGAAGGAGCAGCGCGAAUGGAUGGAGAGUUUUCGGGAUGUCCUCUCCCGCCCCUUGACGCCCCUCAACCUCCUCACUGCAUCAACAGAGAGUGGCUACAGCAGCAGGUGACCCACUGGCCAGCCAGCGCACCUGGUGGGAAGGAGAAGUUUUCACCUUGGCCUUGGGGGCCCCGCAGGAGUGCCCCACAGUCGGCAGCUAUCAGGGGCUGUGAACUCUGCCAAGACCGAAGCUUUGGCCUUUAUCUGCCGGCUCUCUGGGCUUCCCCGCUACCUAGCUCUGGGGGUCUGAUGAUCUGGUAAAUGUUCUCAGGGCCCAGGACAUCUGAAAUGAAGGCAUUGCAAUGGAAAGGCACCCACAGCAUCACACAAGUGGCAUGCUUGCUGUAAACAAGAACAACAACAAUAAAAAGUUAAAUCUGAAUCUAACCAUGAGGAAACAAUCAGACAAGUCCACAUUAGAGAAAUUCUGCAAAACAACUGGCUGGACUCUUUAAGAAUGUCAGUAUCAUGAAAGAUCAAGUAGUCUGGAAACUGUUCUAGUUUAGAGAAGACUAAAGAGACAUAGCGACAAAAUGCAAUUCAUGAUUCUUGAUUGGAUCCUGGAUUUAAAAAAAACAGUUAUAAAGCAAAUCAUUGAGAUAACUGGGGAUAUUUGAAUAUGGAUGUAUAUUAGCUAGUAAUAUUGUAGCAUUGUGAUGAUUAUGCUGUAUUUGUGUAGGAGAACGCUCCUGAUCUUAGGGAAUAUGGGCUGAGGUGUUCAGGGGUAAAAUGUAAUCAUGUCUACAACUGACUUAAAUGGUUCAGCAAAAAAUGUGUAUGUGUACAUGUGUACAUAUAGAGUAUAUACAUGGAUAUAGUGUGUGUGCAUUUAUGUAUGGAAGACAGGAAGUCUGUGUGUAUACACACACACAUGCAUACACGGGGAGAGAGAGAAAGCGGGCCACUGUGCAAAAUGUUAGCAACUGAUGAAUCUAGAUGAAGUAUAGCUGGAUGUUUAUUGUCCAAUUCAUGUAAAUUUUCUAU